This is a messenger RNA of Fomitiporia mediterranea MF3/22, 309 nucleotides long. RefSeq lists its product as uncharacterized. The record is from RefSeq and is a predicted model, not a curated record. The transcript has 3 exons. Gene Ontology annotation, biological process: transmembrane transport. The annotation marks the transcript as partial. Lineage: Eukaryota; Fungi; Basidiomycota; Agaricomycetes; Hymenochaetales; Hymenochaetaceae. Gene Ontology annotation, molecular function: ATPase-coupled transmembrane transporter activity.
AGGCCGGCGAUACUGGCUAUGGACGAGGCGAUGAGCUCGUUUCACGCGACGUCUGAAUAUCGGGUCAACGACGCGAUUGACAAGAUCCUAAGCUCGAAACAAACGACAUGUAUGAUUGUUGCACUUCGGAUAUCAAGCAUUGCGCGUGCAGAGAGGAUCGUCGUACUUGAAGGUGGGAAGAUUACUGAGUCCGGAACAUACCGUCAAUUAGUAAAUACAUCGACAUUAAUGCCGAUAUGUGUGGUUUUGCGCUAUAUGUAUAUAUCUGACACAAUAAACCUACGUACAACUCACGUUUCCCCGCCUUGA